AAAUUUGAAUUUAUUUUUUAUUCCACUUCCUCUAUGUUUUUGAUAUCAUUUUCUUUCAGUUUGGUCGCUGUUCUUGCCGGAAAGUUCCCACUGUUCCAUUCUCGGUCAUGAAACUUGUAGUUUGAAUUGUUCCAUCUCUGUUUUUGACUGCUCAUUUCUCGCAGCGAAGAUGCUAUUCACGUCUGUUCUCCCCUUCCUCACUGUCUCAGGAAAAUUGUUUUUUUAAUGCGUUGACUGUACGAUCCAUCUACUCAUCCCCCUACUUAUCAGUAAACCCAUCUACCAUUUCCUUUUCCUUCACCCUUUGGCUAUGGAGUUCAGAUGGUAUACUGUCUCGUCACUGGCUGCACUUGAAAACGAAGAAGCUUGUUCUUCUUCUUUCAGCAUCUAAAGAAUUAAUUCCUUGGUCACGAAGAUCUGAGAAAUCUGCUAGAUUGGAAAUUUAUUACAUAAGAGCGUGGAUGAUUUGUUGAGAACUAACGAGUCGCCAGAUUUGAUACGUGAGAUAUAUGAUCUCCCUGCAGAGAAACUCGAUAGCCGAGAGGAUCUGAUGAAGAAUUUUCAUGAAAUAGGAUAGCAUGACUUCCCAGUGUCUGCUUCUCUAGAACCGACAACAGGAGGUGAACUGAGAUCUCACAUCAGAGAGAUUUGAGACCCAGGAUUCUAAGCCUCUUACUAACGAGCAUGAGAAGGUACCAAGACGAAACUGCAAUCAGUUUAAUAGAAGAUGUCAAGCCUGAAGAGAGGGAAUAUGAUGUAGAGGAAGUGUUGAAAAAGCAACACACAUGAUUUAUACUGCUUAAACUGCCAUUCUUGCAUAACCAGAAGGUAUAACCUUCAGAGGAAAAGGAAAGUCCCAAGGUUCCGUCCUACUGUGCCCAUAGAUGAACAUGUUCCAGCAAAAAUGUAUGAUUGGACAGAUACUGCUGAAGAUUGCAGAAACGAUGAUGCAGAGAUCUUCAGAUGCUUGUCGUGUUUCAGCUUCUUCAUUCCCAUAGGAGACGGACUUUUCCGGAUUUUUCAGAAGAGAAGUGAAGCUGGAAACGUACAGGAGGCACAGGAGGUACCUGUUCCCGUGGCCACGGAAAAUUCAUUCCUCUCUUUCUUCCAGUGGAAGAAGAAACCAGCCGUUCUGGAAGGUUCUGAUGCCCCUGAUACAACACCAGAGAAUAAGACACAGCAGCUAUUCGAUUCAGGCAUGCCGAAUGAUUCUGUGCCCAAUCAAAACGGCUCUGUCCCAUCAGCUGAAGACACUGCAGUACCCAACCCGUUGCCUAGUGUAGACAAUGUAAUUUCAGAACCCAAGAAAGUUGAAGAAGGCAGAGCAGAUUCGUUCUCACAGGAUACCGGUAAUAGUCCCAAUUCCCAAGGGGCCUCUAAGCAUUAUGACCGAUCAGAUCAACUCUGUGGGAUGCAGACUGAAGCCAUCAUGGAAGAAGAACAGUACCAUCAGCAACUCGGAAGGAGAGAAAUUCUCUCCUCAUGCAACAGUAGCUGUAAUAUCAUUCCUUGUAUUUGGUUGGGUGGCUCCCGUCACUUAUGAAUUUUCAUUCUACAAGAGCGACAACAGAGACUACAAGCUAGUGGCCACCGGCUGUUGCUUCUCUUCUCUGCAUUUUCUUACUCGCCCUCGGGAAAGCCCGUGUGAGGAAGCCCCCAUCUUACAUGAAGACGACACUAUACUGUUUAAUGCUGGAAGUUGCUGCUUCUGGAAUUUCCUUCUUAGUCAGUGAACUGGUCGAUAAGCUUAUGCAGUAGUUUCAACUGUUUGAGUCAAAUUCAAGCUCAACCUCGGUCUAAGAAGUUCUAAGGGAGCUGUCACCAUCUGGAUCAAAUGGACUUCCUACUGAACACGGAUCAUUUCUCUUGGGAGAAGGGGCUGAAAACAAUUCUGUUUUGAGAGGUAAUUGUACUCAUUCUCUUCCGGAAUUUCUUCUUUAGGAUUAAUGGAAUCUGCACGAACAUCUUCCUGUACCCACUGGGGUCUCUUAGCUGUAGUUUGUACCUUCUAAUUUAUGAUGAAAUAAGAUUUGCUCGAGACGGAAGUGUUUUGCAGUCA
Punica granatum (pomegranate) is the source of this 2059-nucleotide messenger RNA. NCBI's taxonomy places the organism in Eukaryota, Viridiplantae, Streptophyta, Magnoliopsida, Myrtales, Lythraceae. The record is from RefSeq and is a predicted model, not a curated record.